ACACGAAACACGUGGGUCCUCUUCCCGACACGACUCGUGGCGCCCGACCGCGGAAGCGAUGAGACAAGCCGCCACCUUCCCCUCCUGCGCAGAUGGUCUCGCCCACAGCUUCCUUCCUGCCCGGCAGGGCGGCGGCCGCUCCGCUCUCCGGAAGUGUCUGUCCAGCCGCUCCCCGCCGGUGCCGUCUCCUGCCACCAGAACCAACAGCCACCAUGUCUAGCAAAAGAGCAAAGACGAAGACCACCAAGAAGCGCCCUCAGCGCGCCACUUCCAAUGUGUUUGCCAUGUUCGAUCAGUCGCAGAUCCAGGAAUUCAAGGAGGCCUUCAACAUGAUCGACCAGAACAGGGAUGGCUUCAUUGACAAAGAGGACCUGCACGACAUGCUCGCCUCCCUUGGAAAGAAUCCAACGGAUGAAUACCUGGAUGCCAUGAUGAAUGAGGCUCCAGGCCCCAUCAACUUCACCAUGUUCCUCACCAUGUUUGGUGAGAAGUUAAAUGGCACCGACCCAGAGGAUGUAAUCAGGAAUGCUUUUGCUUGUUUUGAUGAAGAAGCAACAGGGUUCAUCCAGGAGGACUACCUGCGGGAGCUGCUGACCACCAUGGGGGACAGGUUCACGGAUGAGGAGGUGGAUGAGCUGUACAGAGAGGCCCCCAUCGACAAGAAGGGCAACUUCAACUACAUCGAGUUCACGCGCAUCCUCAAACAUGGAGCCAAGGACAAGGAUGACUGAGCAAGUCCCUGGAUACCUGCACAUUCUCUACAUUUAUGUUUAUUUUUAAUGGUUUCUUCCUGAUAGAACUUGUUGCAUGCAUUUAGCUCCAAAGCUUUUGUCUUUUUCAAUAUAUUUAUCUAUUCCAGGCCAUUUAGGCACAUUUGCACCUGUAAUCAGACUGGAAGCAGGGAAAAUAUUUUGAGGGAAAGGCUACAGGAAAAACAUUCCCUGGAAUUGAUAGUCCAGGAAAAUAAUCUCAAGAUUUCUGGUUUUGCUGGAUUUUUACAUUUUUGUAAUAAAUGCCAUUUUGAAAUAAAGAUUGCUAUAUAGAUAAAAUACCUCAAAA
Molecule: messenger RNA, 1059 nt
Organism: Zonotrichia leucophrys gambelii
Lineage: Eukaryota; Metazoa; Chordata; Aves; Passeriformes; Passerellidae
Product: myosin regulatory light chain 2, smooth muscle minor isoform
Exons: 4
Coding region: 93-731 (212 amino acids)
Biological process (GO): platelet aggregation
Cellular component (GO): cytoplasm
Molecular function (GO): calcium ion binding
Source: RefSeq, a predicted model, not a curated record